AUGUCUGCACUGUUUACAGAUAUGGUUGUUUUGGUUGAUGCCCCAAAUGUUGAUCCACCUGAGAUUGAACAUCCUAAUGUGUUGUCUCUUCUUUUACUUGAAGAUGCGCAUGAUUCCGGUAAUGCCAAAUCCGAGAAUCCCCCAUCACCGCCACCAAAACUUGAAAUUUGUCUAGGAAAUUUGAAAGCAAAGGAUGGUCCUCCUCCUAUUCCUCCUGUUGUACCACCUCCAGUUGUUGCUUGGGUUGGAGAGAAAGCUAGAAAGCUUGGUUUUUCCACUGUUAUUGGUAAAUCCGAUAACGGUAGCAAUGGAAGAAGCGCAUUUGUUACUUUGAUAUGUGAAAGAGGGGGUUCAUACACCGAGUACAAGAGAAAGAGUCGGCGCGAGAUAGCUGCUUCGGUUAAAUGCAAGUGUCCGUUUCGGCUGAGAGGUUACUUGUGUGGUGGUGGUGAUUGGAGCCUUAAAGUUGGUGAUGGUAAACACAACCAUGACAUGACAGAUGUGUUGAAAGGUCAUAAAACCGCCGUUCUAAACCCAAAUGAACGUGUUCACCUUGAAAAGAUGGUGGAUUCAAACGUUCCUCCGAGGCAAAUGCUUACCAACUUAAAGAAGAGGAACCGUACCACUUCAACUACUAUCAAACAUGUUUAUAAUGCUUCUUAUAGGUAUAGGCGGUUCAUUAGGGGUACGAGGAAUGACAUGCAACAUCUCUUGAAGUCUUUGGUUGAUAAUGGUUACGUUUAUCAUUGUAGGAAGUAUCCUGAUUCUGAGGUUGUCAGUGAUGUGUUUUGGGCACAUCCAGAUUCUAUCAAGUUGUUUAACACAUUCUCCACGGUGCUUGUGUUGGAUUCAACAUACAAGACAAACAAGUAUCGUCUUCCAUUGCUUGAGUUUGUCGGUAACACAUAUACCAUGAAAACAUUCUCUAUUGCUUUUGCCUAUAUGAUGUCUGAGAGGCAAGACAAUGUUUAUUGGGCUCUUGAGAGGUGUCGUGAGAUGUUGCACUCCAAAGAUCUCUAUCUCAAAGUAGUUGUCACCGAUCGAGACAAUGCUUUGAUCAAUGCUGUGGAAAAGGUUUUCCCUAAAGCUGCUACUUUGUUGUGCUCAUAUCACAUUGGACAAAAUGUGAGAGCAAAGUGUAAAUUGGAUUGCAAAGUGACGGAUCUCAAAGGCAAGAAUGAGAAAGCGAUUAAGCCUGGUUCGGUGGUGAAGACUAUGAUGGCUGCAUGGGUGGAUAUUGUGGACUCCAAAACGGAGGAAGUAUACAUUGAUAAUUGGACCCGGUUCAAAGUUAUAUGCGCAAAAUUUCCCAAGUUUUUGAAAUAUGUUGAAAAGACAAUUUUGGAUCCGGUCAAGGAGAAGUUUGUGAGGUUUUGGGUUGACAAAAACCUUCAUAUGGGGAAUACUACAACAAACAGAGCUGAAUCUGCAGACGCUCGGUUGAAAAAGCAUUUGAGUAGUAGUAUGGGUGAUUUGAGUACAAACUGGAAAUCCGUUUGUAACAUGCUAGAGUUGCAACAUACCGCAAUACAUGCUUCAUUUCAGACGAGCAUAAUAAUGCUUGAACAUAGGUUCAAAGGAAAGAUGUUGUGGUCUAAUUUGAUCCGGAACAUUUCAAGGGAAGCAUUACAUCAUCUCGUAGUGGAGUACAAUAAAGCAAUUGAAAUUGGUACAGAUAAAUCAAAAUGUGGUUGUUUGAGUUUGAUCACUUACGGAUUACCGUGUGGUGCUCAGUUCAAGAACGUCGAUUACAACAUGAAGUUGCAUUUAAAGGAACAAUUUCGACAAUUUGUUUUACCAGACACCACCUUUAUGCGUCCACCGCCAAAUAAGGUCACCACCAAAUGA
Messenger RNA from Medicago truncatula (barrel medic), 1848 nucleotides. Its product is annotated as protein FAR1-RELATED SEQUENCE 5-like. The record is from RefSeq and is a predicted model, not a curated record. Lineage: Eukaryota; Viridiplantae; Streptophyta; Magnoliopsida; Fabales; Fabaceae. The transcript is spliced from 3 exons. The coding region runs from base 1 to 1848 and encodes 615 amino acids.